Fraxinus pennsylvanica is the source of this 963-nucleotide messenger RNA. The record is from the annotation of a GenBank genome assembly. NCBI's taxonomy places the organism in Eukaryota, Viridiplantae, Streptophyta, Magnoliopsida, Lamiales, Oleaceae.
AUGAAUGGUCAAGAGCAAUUUCUCGGAGCUGUUCUCUCUGCAGCACAGCUUCCACCAGUCUCUCCCAGCUGUCAUGGCUGCCCUUAUACAUUGCUAUUUGAGUUUCAGCCUGAACGACACUUCUUUGAACAUCUAUUACGCCUUGGAAUGUUUUCCAAGAUUUUGGGUGAGGAGGAUCAAAUCGAAAAUCGAGAAUCAUUUCGAGGGUGUACAACUGGGAAAGGCUGGUCGCCGCCGGAGGAGCUUUGGCAACUCUUUCAUGCUCCUUCUAGGACCCCAAGUUCCAGCUCCUUGUCGUCAGAUUUCAGAACUAUAUCCAAUAUUGAUAUGGAUUCUUCAAGAAUUGUUUCCAACAAACUCCAAAGCUUUCCUGGUACCAAAGUUGGUAAAACAAAUUCUGGGCUGGUAUUUGUUGAUGGUUCCGGUCUUGAAUUUGAGCUCGAAGACUUGUUAGGGGCUUCCUUCGUGUUUCUUGGGGACGAAUUGCAUUCAUUCAGUUCUUCGUUUGCUGCAAUAAUACAAAAUGGUAUUCCAAUUGUGGUAAAGAAGUUGGGGAUAUGGAGGGGUGCAUGCAAGGGAUGUUUGGCUGAUCUCGAUUUGGAAAACCUAGUAAAUCCAGAAACAUUGCAAACUUCCUGCAAGAAUGCAGGAUACCACGCCCUAGAAUAUUUGGACACCCGCCAAGCGUCCCAGUCAUAUGAUGUCUACAGAUUUGGCGUCCUGCUGCUUGAACUUCUCACUGGAAGGUCCCCUCUGAAUAGAAACCUUGCCCAUUGGGCUCAGCUCAAUGCUCGGGACGGUUUAAAUGUUCUGAUGUACGAUGUAUGGAUUCUCAGGAAUCCCAUAGUAAAGCAGGAGAUGUGGAAUAUGUUGGAAAUAGCACUGCAUUGUGUUGAAGAUAAACCAGAGAAUAGACCAAAUAUGAAUUAUGUAGUGAAGAUGGUGGAGCUCAUAGUUCCAUAA